This is a messenger RNA of Paramecium octaurelia, 1630 nucleotides long. The record is from the annotation of a GenBank genome assembly. Lineage: Eukaryota; Ciliophora; Oligohymenophorea; Peniculida; Parameciidae.
AAUAAAUCCAUAUUCAUGGGAACUUAAUAACAAAAAGCACCCCAAACUAAAUAGAUAACUUAGUUUCAAAUUGAGAUUGCCUGUUUAAAAGUAUGACUUCCUCUCUAAUUUUAGGUUAAAGGCUAUGUGGAAUUGAAUAGAGACAGACGAACUAAUUAAGCAUUAUUGAGAGAGAAAGCUUUAAAUGAAAUGUUACGUAGUCCAUCUAGAGUGAUGGUUGAAGAGUAUCAGAAAUUCCAACAACUAGUUCAGGAUGUACGAUUCUUAGAGACAUGUCAAAUAGUACUAAGGUAUACUAAUCUCGAUAUAACUUAGAUAUUGUGAAAUUGUUAAAGAUCAAUCAAUAAGAAUCUUUAGAUGUGGAGGAGAUCAUUCUAAAAUUGCAGAUCUUAUGCCAUAUAUUGAGAGUAUCCUCUUUGCUGCCGAUAAUUUGAACUUAGAAUAAGUAAUGGAAUUUAAAGAUCUAAUGAUAUACUAUUUUGGUCCUGGCUUCAAUGACACUAGUAAAUUGAUUAAUGUCGAUCAAGAAUUGAGGAAACUCUUUAAAACCCCUCUGCCUGAUGCAUAUGAAGUCAAUGAGUAUGCGUUGAAAUUCGCAGAAAAAUAUGGAUUCAGUGAAGAACAACUAAAUGCUUCAGGACAUUAAUUUAGCUCUAAAAUUUUAAGGCCUGCUCAAGGAGGCAUCUUAGUGGAUUAAUAAGGUUUUGGAUAAUAAUAAUUUAUGCCAAAUCCAAACUAAGGAUUUGGUGAUUUUGGAACACAAGGAGGUUUUGGUCAACCACCUAUUGGUGGUUUUGGAAAUGCGCCUUAACCAGGAUUUGGCUAACCACCCUAAGGAGGCUUCGGUCAGCCACCCUUGGGAGGAUUUGGAAAUCCGCCUCAACCAGGAUUUGGUCAACCACCUGUAGGAGGUUUUGGAAAUCCACCUUAACCAGGAUUUGGUCAACCCCCCUAAGGAGGUUUUGGAAAUUCAUCUCAAGGAGGUUUCGGAAUUCCACCCUAAGGAGGAUUUGGUUAGUCAUAACCAGGUGGAUUUGGUUAAUCAUAACCAGGGGGAUUUGGUUAAUCAUAACCAGGAGGAUUUGGUUAGUCAUAGCCAGGAGGAUUCGGUUAGUCAUAGCCAGGAGGAUUUGGUUAGACAUAACCUGGAGGUUUUGGUUAAUCACAACCAGGAGGUUUUGGAACACAAGGAGAUUUUGGCAAUACCCAAGGAGGUUUUGGAUAAGGUACUUAAGGUGGAUUUGGAAAUUAACCUCCUUAAAAUGGUUUGUAUAAUUAACCAAAUAAUUAAUUUGGUAAUCCUCCUACUGGAGGGUUUGGAACAACCGGAGGAUUCGGUUAAACAAAUGGGUCUCCAAAUCCUUAUUCAUGUUUAAACUAAGGUAUUAUAUUAUUUGAAAUCUCAAGGUCCUUAAAUAAUGGCAAGCUAAAGUAUGAAAGUUCCUUAAUAAUAUUAAAAUCCUUCUGUGCCUUAAUAGCCAUAAGUUUAACCAGCAAUACAACCACAAUAAAAUCCUGGCCAAUAAUCGAAUAUUAAUACUGCAAAUACCUAAGCUCUUGAUGAUUUGGAAGCUAGAUUAAGAAACCUUGAUAAAGCCUUAUGAUGCCAUAAUUAAGUUAAAUCUAUAUA